GAGUGACAGAGAGAGAGAUAAAGAGGGGGCCCGCUCAGAAUUAAAUGAUAGGUGUCUCGGGUGCUUGCCAAGCCGGGCAAAAUGGCAUGGCUUUUAGGUUGCCCGGCGGGACUGUAGGUUGCCAUUGGCUAAUUUCUAAUUUCGAGCUCUGCCGGGUCGGGGCUGGGCGAACCUCCUGCGACUUUGGAGCUUCCUGACAUCAGUCUCUGCCUGAGACUACGAGUACCAUGAUAUUGGAAUCCGCAGGCUGCGGUUGGAGUGUCAAUCCCAGAUGGACACAAGUCAAACAAUGUAGUGGGUCAAAAGGGAAAUUGUGUAAUGGUGUCGACAUGUGCAACAGAGAGCAACAUGCUGCAGUAAAGAGGACUUUACCAUUCUCACCAAAGAACUUGGGCUGUGAGAACUUAACUGAAAUGGCUAUCUGCUCAGAGGAAGAUGUCCUAAAUUGUACAUUUGAAUCCUGUGAUACAGAAGGGAAAGGAGAAGUAUAUGUAUCCAGAAUCAUUGCAUAUCUGGAAGAUGUCACAGGUCAAAGCUGUGAGAAAGGACAAUUACGAAUGCUGCACAGAAUGCUAAAUCCGGAAGAAAGGGAUGUCGCAGUGAAUUUAGGAACCUUUCACAAUGUCAUGAAGCAGUGGAUAGCUGAAUGCAGGGAGGAGGGGCUCUCCAGUGGAAAGAAUGAAGAGUCCAAAGCCAAAGACAACAUGUGUAUUUUGCAUACUGAUAAGAAAUCUGAUGCAUCAUCAGGACAACUAGAAGGAUAUGGGGGUGAUGUCAACAGAGGAAGCUUGGAGGCAACUGAGCUGAUCAAUAACAUUGAGUGUUUGGAGUACACCAACAGGAGGUUGAUGGAUCAAGGUGCUAAAUUACAGAGAACGGUAGAAGGGUUUGAGGAAGCAAAUGUACGGCUGACUGAGGAAAUCUUUGAACUGAAAACCAAACUGAAAAGCUCCCAACAAGCAAUCCAACAUGUAAAGUUACUAGAGAAUGAAAUGGAGGAUUUGAAAUCCAUUAUGAAAAAUCUAGAAGACAAUAAUUAUAAGCUGCAGACUCAAAACCGACAACUGGAAAAGGAGAAUCAGAACUUGGAUACAAGCAUCAGUCAGCUUCAGGAAGAGAAUGGGAAACUGACAGUUGAGAAAGACAAUAUAUACUGCAGAAACGAUGAGCUGCUAUUUGAGAUGGUUGAGCUGAAGAAUCAGAUAUAUGAAGCCAAAGGAUUGAUUUCUGUUAAGGAUGCUUUACUUAGUGAGAAAAUAAAUCAGUCAGAGGAAAUGAAAUCAACUGUGGAUGAAUAUAAUGACAUAAUUCAGGGAUUGAAAGAUGAAAUAAACAAGUUACAGUAUCAUCUCACGUGUGAAGAUUUAUCAGUCAGACCCUUUGGCAUCCAAGAUGUACAAUUGCAAACUCCCAUUCCUCCUGUAAGAGCUCCAGAAUAUUCUCUACAGCUUGAGAUAGAAGAGAUUCAACAGAGAUCAGAUGUUGCUUCAAAUAAUUUACCCACACCCCUGUGUGGCACAUUACCACUACACAAUUCAGCAAGACUAAUCAAAAACAUUAUGUAUGACAGCUGUUCUCAACUAAACUGGGUGGCUUUUCGGACAAUCGCUGAGGAUUUGCUGAUGCAGCAAGAUAUUGAAGAGGAAACUAAAGAAUUUCUGCAGAAAUUCGGUCACCUGCUUUACGCUAAGGUUAUCUGGGACAUGUACACGGGGAAUCUGACUCCACGAUUGACAGCAGUCAUGCAGCGAUACCAUCCGGCAGAGAGGGACUCAUGCACUAGAAGUUAUAUUAUAAAAUAUAAUGAAGAUUCCAUGGCUGAGUGUAUGAAACCUGGACUACAACUUAGACAUAUAGGGGAAGAACUGAAGGUCGUACCAGGGGCAGCACACAGGCUUGAGCUUGGCUUGUCUCCAGCGCUUUACAUUCAGAGAGAGGAUAAUACAAGAUAUGCAACUCUUGCAGAGACUCUGCAAGUUCAGAUAACUUGUCAGGGUAUGAAUGACAACAUAGGUGAGCAACAAAGCAAUUUAGAACUGCUUUAUGAUGAGCUAUUUUCGAGUGAGCAGAAGCAUGAAGGAAACAUUUGCAUUCGAUGGAAUAUGACACAGUCAGAGUUGGCAGCACAAGCAGCUGAUGAGCAACAUGAAAACCAUUCGGCCCCGUCCAUUUUGUUUCAUUCUCAGAUAAAGAACAUAUGUCUUCUGGGUUUUCUGCUCGUCUUUACAAUGAUGCUUGUGGUAUUUUCCAGUUUUUUCUCUCUUUUUCACUGGUCUUGUCAGAAAUACUCUAUUGCGGAAUGCACAGACAGCAGCUUCUGGUCAUUAUUGAAAGCUUUACUAUGCCCUCAAAUCAGAGUAAGGUAUGCAGCUCCUCCACCUGUUUGACACACUAAUCAUUGUAAUUUUCAAAAUAAACAGCACUUUUAAAUUUUAAACA
Molecule: messenger RNA, 2439 nt
Organism: Leucoraja erinaceus (little skate)
Lineage: Eukaryota; Metazoa; Chordata; Chondrichthyes; Rajiformes; Rajidae
Product: protein KASH5-like
Exons: 21
Coding region: 228-2387 (719 amino acids)
Biological process (GO): spindle localization; telomere localization; spindle assembly
Cellular component (GO): nuclear outer membrane; chromosome, telomeric region; lateral element
Molecular function (GO): dynein complex binding
Source: RefSeq, a predicted model, not a curated record